Messenger RNA from Lactuca sativa (garden lettuce), 2342 nucleotides. Its product is annotated as Pentatricopeptide repeat (PPR) superfamily protein. Gene Ontology annotation, biological process: RNA modification. NCBI's taxonomy places the organism in Eukaryota, Viridiplantae, Streptophyta, Magnoliopsida, Asterales, Asteraceae. The record is from RefSeq and is a predicted model, not a curated record. Gene Ontology annotation, molecular function: RNA binding; protein binding.
UUUGAGGGGCACAUGCACACCACAACCCUCAAAUGAAACUUCUCUCUGACUUCCAAGAGUUGACUUUAUUGUUUUAAAUGUUUGCAAAUUUGAGCCAUUUUAUAUCUUCAUUUAAUUUCUGCGAGAAACUUGAGUUGACUUUCUCUUUGAUUUAUAGAAUUGAAGAACAAGAAGAUGAUGAAUGACAAGAUGAAAGCUUUGAUGAUUGGAGUUGUAGGUGCAGGAAUCACACUUUCUGCUUAUUCACAAACAUACAUGACUCCAACUCAGUGUAUCGGCACCGGCCUUGUUAUACUAAUUGUAGGACUUUUUGUCGGGGAAGGUAUCCUUCCGGUCUAAUUUACCCUUUUUUGUCGUUCACUAGAAAGACUGUUUUUGAUUCUUCAUAGAAAUCGUUGUAUCUGUGGAGGAUCCAAGAAAAAAGGGACAUGUGUCCCGAUAUCCGGAUCUAGAACAGUUGUAUUUUAUCUUUUUGUAUUUCUUUAGUUUGUAACCUUCAUUUUGAAUCAAGACCCCUAAAAGUAUAUGUCAUGGAAUCAAAUUAUUAUUUUUCUUUUUCUAGUUGUAUGAUAACCGAUGAUAAAUUUUAAUUGUGUUUGGUCGUAGGGUAAUUUUCAUUUUGGCUAUAAACUUUAGCAUAAUAAAAAUACAAACAAUUGGAAUUGUUCAUUUGUUUUGAGUUUUAAGAUGCAUACGAAUUUUUAGUUUUAGAAUUGAUGAAUGACACAAUUUCCGAUGGGAAUGAGAUUAUACCCCGUAUAAUCACAAAAGAAGAUAUGUGAAUCCGAAGGAAAUCUACCUGCAACUCGAAACUGAUACACAUAACAGACGACAUGAAACACCAAUGAUUGCUUUCCAUCGUAAAAUCUUGUACUUUCUAUGAAAGAUCUCUUGCGGAUUCAUGCCCAAAUCCUAACAUCUGGAUUGCAUUCCCACAGACAUGUGAUUCGUGAAAUCACCCGAUUUUGCACUUCAAACCACUUUAGCAGCUCAAGUUAUGCAAGGCUUGCGAUUCAACACUCCAAAAAUUCUAAGCCUUCGUCAUCGAACAAUGUCAUCAGGGUUUGCACCACCAGGAAAGGAAACAAUGGGGAUUUGUAUAGAGAAAAAGAAACCAUGUUGAACUUCAAACAGAUGCAUUCUUCACGUAUUAGACCCUUUGAGCUUACAUACGCUUCUGUAUUUAAAGCUUGUGCCUCGUUGUUGGCCUUUGAAGAAGGCCGGCAGAUCCAAGUCGACUGCCUGAAACGUGGUUUGGAUUUCGAUGUCUAUGUGCGGAACACCAUGAUUCAUUUCUAUUCGUCUUGCAAGAAGAUCAUUAACGCACGACAACUGUUCGAUGAAAUGUCGUACAGAAGUGUUGUUUCUUGGAACACUAUCAUUUCUGCUUUCUUUCAUGUCUCGUGGUUCUAUGAAUCAAUACUGUAUUAUACAAAGAUGAGAAACAUUGGAAUCGAGCCAGAUGGAACUACAAUGGUGGUGAUGCUCUCUGUUUGUGCUGAGCUGGGGAACUUGACAAUGGGGAAAUGCGUUCAUACUCAAACAAUUGCAAAAGGAUUAGAACUUAAUUGUCAAUUAGGAACAUCACUCGUUAACAUGUAUGCCAAAUGUGGGGCUUUGAAUUAUGCACAUUUAGUGUUCGACAAAAUGCACCAUCGAAAUGUGUGGACAUGGAGUGCAAUGAUUCAAGGAUUAGCCCAACAUGGAUUCGCUACACAUGCUCUAACACUUUUCAAGAAAAUGGAACUCACUAAAAUCCAACCUAACCAUGUGACAUUUCUUGGAGUUCUUUCUGCUUGUAGCCAUGGUGGAUUAGUGAAAGAUGGGUAUCGAUUCUUUAAAGAAAUGAAGGGCGUUUAUGGAAUUAACCCUCGGAUGACACACUAUGGUGCAAUGGUGGAUGUUUUAGGAAGAUCUGGUUGCCUCAAAGAAGCAUAUGAUUUCAUUUUGAAAAUGCCAAUUAAGCCUGAUGCAACUGUGUGGAGAACUUUGUUGAGUGCAUGCAAUAUUCAUGGUGGAAAUGACUUUGAUGGAGUUGGUGAAAAGGUUGAAAAAAGAUUACUUGAAUUGGAGCCAAAGUGGAGUGGCAAUUUGGUAAUUAUUGCAAAUAGAUAUGCGAAUGUAUGCAAAUGGGAGGAGGUAGAAAAAGUGAGGAAGAGUAUGAAGGUUAAAAAGAUGGUUGGAGAGAGUUGUAUUGAAGUAAAAGGUUCCACCUUUAGAUUCUUAUCGGGAUAUGUUUCUAAAGCUUCUUGUGUAAAUAUUUACUUGUUAUUAUAUGGUUUGAAUUUGAACAUGAAGAUUAAUGAUCCAUAAUUUGCUCCAUUAGUGCCUUUUUGAUUCAA